AUGUUAAAAAAAGAAAUGAUAAAAGAAGGAACUGGAAAAGAGUUAUUAAAAAUCAGUAGUAAUGAAAAUGAUUUUACAAGUGUUGAAGUUGAACAAAAAAAUUGGAAAGGGAUAAGUAUAGCUUUAGCUGUUAUUUUUAUAAUGUGUCUUAUAAUCAUAUUAUGUGUUUUACUUCUUACACCACUAUCAAAAUCAUCAAAAGAACUUCGUACACCAGUUGGAAUAUCAGAUAUUUUAGAAUAUAGUUUAGUUCCAUUAGUAGAUGGUUUAGAAUGGUUAGAAAAUAAUCAUUUAUUAGUUAAAACUUAUGAUAACAAUAUAACAAGUAUUGAUAUGAAUAAUAUACCAUUUAUAUCAAAAACAUUUAUAAAAGAUGAAAUUAAAAAUAGAUAUAAUUAUUUAGAAAAAAUUUAUCCAGGAAAGGAUGAUCAAUUGUUUGUCGUUGCAAAGAAUGUUUUUAAUCAAAGAAUUAUGAAAAUUAUUGAUCCUAUUGUUGGAGAUUAUAUUAAUUUAGAUGAUGAUUUAGAUGAAGUUAUAGGAAAAGUAUCAUUUGUAUGGGGACCAAAAAAAAAUCAAUUUGCUGUUGUAAUUGGUAGUAAUAUUUAUGUUAAAAUACCAGAAAAAUCUAAUACAUUUAAAAUUACAAAUAUUUCUGAGGAAGAAAGUCAAUAUAUUUAUAAUGGAAUCACUGAUUGGAUGUAUUUUGAGGAAAUUUUUCAAAAAAAUGAAGCUAUGUGGUGGUCAAAAAGUGGAAAAUAUUUAGCAUAUUUAACAUUAAAUGAUACAAAUGUAUAUCGUCAAAAUAUUCCAGUAUUUCAAAAAAAAACUCAUCCAUUAAUGGAUAAAGUUUUUUAUCCAAAAGUUUCUGAUAAAUAUUUACCUAUUCCAACAUUAAAUAUAUGGUCAUUAGAUGAUGGUAUAUCACAAAAAAUGAGAAUUGUUUUAAAAAAUAAUGACCUUAGUACAUACUUAUAUUCAGCAUCAUGGCAUACAUUUCAUGGUAAUGAAUACCUUUUAGCUGUAUGGGCAAAUCGUAUUCAAAAUAUUGUUACAGUAACUUUAUGUUCUUAUAAUGAAAAAACUUGUAUACUAAAUUUUCAACAAAAAUAUAUAAUUGAUAAGAGAAGAUUAAAUGCAGAAACAAAUGAGUGGCAGAUUCGUUACUCAACAAAUGAUGCUUAUUUUGUUAUAUUACCGCAAAAAAAUAAAAAUGGAAACAUUUAUUCACAGGUUGCUAAAGUAACAGUUAAUCCAAAAUUAACAAAUAGUCAUGAAGUUUUCCUUCAUCAGGGAUCAUAUGAUGUUUCAGAGAUUUUAUAUGUUGAUAAGAAAAAAAAUAUUUUAUAUUUUGUUGCAGCAGCUCCAGAUCCAAAACAACAACAUAUUUAUUCUAUUUCAAUAUUAACAAAUUCAUCAUCAGUUAAAAAUAUAGCACAAUGUAUAACAUGCAAUAUUUUUCCAGAUUGUACAUAUCAAGAAGGAAAUAUUUCACCUAAUGGUAAAAAUAUAUAUAUUCAUUGUCGUGGUCUAGGAAUACCAAGAACUUUUAUUGCAAAAAUUGAUAAAAUAAAAAAUUAUAGUACAACAAUUCAAGAUAUAAAUAUAAUGAAAAAUAUUUAUAGUUCUAAAAAACUUCCUAAAAUUGUUUAUGAUGAGAUAACAUUACCACAUGGAAAUAAGGCAUUUAUUGAGAUAUUAGUACCAGAAGGAUAUUCAUUAGAUUCAAAAGUUGAUCGAUUACCAGUUAUUGUUGAUGUAUAUGGAGGUCCUGGUGUUCAAAAAGUAACAGAAAAUAUGUUAAAUUUAUUAUCAAUGAGUAUGGUAUUUGCAUCAACAAGAAAGUAUGUUGUAAUUUUUAUUGAUGGCCGUGGAACCAUGAAUAGAGGAUGGAAUAUGAAAGAACCAAGAUAUGGAAAUUUUGGUACAGUUGAAGUUGAAGAUACAAUUGAUGCCACAAAAUUAUUAUUACAAAAAUAUUCUCUACUUGACUCAACAAAAGUUGGAAUAUGGGGAUGGAGUUAUGGUGGAUUUUUAACAGCAAAAGUUAUCCAAAAAGAUAAUGAUAACAUAUUUAAAUGUGGUUGUUCUAUUGCUCCUGUUACAAAUUUUUUUUAUUAUGAUGCUGCAUAUACAGAACGUUAUAUGGGACUAGAAAAUAAUAAAGGAUAUGCUGAAACAGAUUUGACACAAGGUUCUUUAACUAAUUUUAAAAAUAAAAAAUAUUUAAUUAUUCAUGGGUCGGCGGAUGACAAUGUACAUCUACAAAAUACUAUGAAUUUUGUAAUUAAUUUAGUUUCACAAAAUAUUGAUUUUGACAUGAUGAUAUAUCCAGAUGAUCAACAUGGUAUUAUGAAUGGAAAGAAGCAUUUAUAUAAUAAAUUAGACAACUUUUUUAACAAAUGUUUUUAUAAAAAUAAUAAUACUUAA
Strongyloides ratti is the source of this 2427-nucleotide messenger RNA. RefSeq names its product Peptidase S9, prolyl oligopeptidase, catalytic domain and Peptidase S9B, dipeptidylpeptidase IV N-terminal domain-containing protein. The coding region runs from base 1 to 2427 and encodes 808 amino acids. Gene Ontology annotation, biological process: proteolysis. Gene Ontology annotation, molecular function: dipeptidyl-peptidase activity; serine-type peptidase activity. The transcript is spliced from 6 exons. The record is from RefSeq and is a predicted model, not a curated record. Lineage: Eukaryota; Metazoa; Nematoda; Chromadorea; Rhabditida; Strongyloididae.